Puccinia graminis f. sp. tritici CRL 75-36-700-3 is the source of this 1573-nucleotide messenger RNA. RefSeq names its product pyruvate dehydrogenase kinase. Gene Ontology annotation, cellular component: mitochondrion. The transcript is spliced from 10 exons. Gene Ontology annotation, molecular function: pyruvate dehydrogenase (acetyl-transferring) kinase activity. The record is from RefSeq and is a predicted model, not a curated record. The coding region runs from base 129 to 1451 and encodes 440 amino acids. Gene Ontology annotation, biological process: regulation of glucose metabolic process; protein phosphorylation. Lineage: Eukaryota; Fungi; Basidiomycota; Pucciniomycetes; Pucciniales; Pucciniaceae.
GUCACGCAGAUCAGCCCAGACCCUCAACCACUACCGACUUGCUCCAGCUCUUGUUUUAAGGUUCUUCAACCGUGUCUCCUUGACUUGAAAAAAAAACAUCAAACCAAUAACGAUAUUGUACAAUAAGGAUGGCCGGUUGGAAGUUAACACAAGCCUUGAAGGAUAAGAUCAGCCAUUUUGCUAGCUUCCCCCAAACUGGGGUCUCUUUGCGACAAAUGGUAAUGUUUGGCCAGAACCCGUCGGCAGGCACGUUAAUGAGGGCCAGUGAGUUUCUGCAUGAGGAACUGCCGAUCAGACUGGCUCAUCGGGUUAAAGAACUCAACGAGCUACCCAAUCGUCUCAAUGAAAUGCCGAGUAUCUUGAAAGUCCGGGAUUGGUAUGCACAAUCCUUUGAGGAACUAGUGAAUUUUCCUAGACCAGAAUUACCUCCAGAGAUAAUUGCUCACUUCGAAAAAGCCUUUACAAAAGGAGCUCCACUUCCAGCGUUGACCCCAAAUCCAAGUUUACCCCCACACAUGCAACGUCCCUUACUUGAUACCACAGGCAAACAGCGUCUGGGCUUGAGUCAAAGAUAUUACGUCGAUUUGGGAGAUGUGGUCUGGCCUCCCGAAGUACACGAUUACAACGAAAGGUUUACUCAAACCCUAUCAGUCAUCAAACGACGACACGACCCGGUUGUCACAACGGUAGCGCAAGGGAUUCUCGAAUACAAGGACUUCCUAGCGGGGCCGGGCCGGAGUGUGGGCACGAAGGCCUCCGCAAGCCCCAGCGUGAUCGACCGCUCCGUCCAGACCUUCCUCGAUCGGUUCUACAUGUCCAGGAUCGGCAUUCGGGUCCUCAUCGGCCAGCAUAUCGCCUUGAAUAAACUCGAACCCCAUCCAGAUUACGUCGGCGUCAUUUGCACAAAUACUAACGUCUAUCAGAUCUGUCGCGAAGCUAUCGAUAAUGCUCUGUUCAUUUGUGAGGAACAUUAUGGCCUGUUUAAAGGUCCCCCCGUUCAAUUGGUCUGUCCUAAAGACCUGGCCUUCAUGUACGUUCCGAGUCAUUUGAACCACAUGGUUUUUGAAGUUCUGAAGAAUUCGUUAAGAGCGGUAGUAGAAACGCACGGAGUCGAUGCGGAUGAAUUCCCGCCGAUCAAGGUGAUUGUCGCGCAAGGAGCGGAAGACAUAACGAUCAAGAUAUCCGAUGAGGGGGGCGGGAUCCCACGGAGUGCGGUGGGUCUGGUGUGGACCUACAUGUAUACGACCGCUCAGGCUCAACGACUUGACCAAGACUUCGAAGGAACUGAUUUUAAAGCUCCUAUGGCUGGCUUUGGUUAUGGGUUGUCAAUCGCUCGACUCUAUGCUCAAUAUUUUGGUGGAAACCUCAAGUUGAUAUCCAUGGAGGGAUAUGGGACUGACGUUUAUUUACAUCUUUCUCGAUUGUCAACUACCACUGAACCCUUACAAUAACUUCUCUUCCUUUUUGCAGAGUUUUUCUUCUUCUUUGUUUCAUUGGGAGAAUUCACACUUUCCUCCAUCCCUAUGAUCCAGUUUCGGGCUCUGUGUUGUCCUUUUUUUUUAAAAAAAAAAAA